AUGGAUCCGCCACCAGUUUAUAUCUCCUCUUCUGGUGAGGAAGACGACAACAAUAUAAAAUGUCCUAUUUGCUGCCUUGAUAUCUCUUUUCUUACUCUGGAAGAGAGAUCAGAUCACGUUCUUGAGUGUGUUGAAAGCCCCAAGAAGUUCGUUUACAAGUCUUUAAAAAAGACAAGAGCAGCCGCACCCAAAGUGAAAAAUGCCCCCAGACCUAAGAAGGAAAAGCCCGAAAUACCGGCAGUUAAGAUUUUGAAAUUCUCAGGCUUGGAUAUUGCAGUUGAUGCUUUUUGCUAUAGGUUUAAUCCUGAAAUUUCUCAUUAUUUUUUAAGCCACUUUCAUUCAGACCACUAUGGCGGAUUGUGCAAGAGCUGGAACCAUGGCACAAUAUACUGUUCCAAACUGACCAAAAUAUUGGCAGUCACAAAACUAAAGGUGAAUCCUGAUAUUAUCGUUGCUUUGGAUUACGAAAUGGAAUAUUCUAUUGCCAAUGGUCUGAAGGUUAUCUGUGUGGAUGCCAAUCAUUGUCCUGGGUCUCAGAUCUUUCUCUUCAAAACAGCCAUAAAAGAAGAGACCACCUUGCAUUGUGGAGACUUUAGAGUUAACCUGAAUAUGCUGAGCCAUCCUUUGUUGCAGUGCAAGGUGUACCGAUGUUAUUUGGACACAACGUACCUGGAUCCAGUGUAUUCGUUUCCAGACCAAACUCAGGUUAUACAGACCACGGCACGCUAUAUCAAGUCUCUUCAUGAUCCAGAGACUCAUAAGGCUGUCAAGAUUCAAAGAAGGAUUACGGACUUCUUUUUGCCGCCGCGAAAUAUCCAUUAUCCGUUUCUCAUAGUGGUGGGCACAUACACCAUUGGCAAGGAAAGACUGGCCGUUGAGAUAGCGAGGUCUCUGGGGACAAAAAUGUAUGCUUCAGCCGAGAAGCUUCAGAUAUUGAAGCAUAUGCAUGAAUCAGAAACAUCGUGGGAGUUUUUGAAGGAUUUGCUGAGCAGUAAUCCGUUUGAGUGCCAAGUGCACUUGGUGUCUCUGAACAAGUUUGCGGAUCUGGUGUCUUACUUUGACCAGUUCAGCUCGAAAUUCGAAAAGAUAAUAGGAAUAAAGCCCACUGGAUGGACAUAUAGAUCCACAAAGUCGUCCAAAUGGAUACGUGAUGCUAAAGACGAUAAUGAGAUACUAAAGACUAUUGUUGGCACCAAGGAAGAGAUUACCGUGAAGAACUUGGAGGCCCAGUUCAAGACCAGCAAUUUGGCCCAGGUAUAUUCGGUUCCUUACUCUGAGCAUUCCAGCUUCAGGGAAUUGGCAUAUUUCAUGGGCUGUCUUGACAUAGAGAAGGUGAUUCCCACGGUGAACUUACACAAUAUGGCAUAUCUGGAGAGGUGGAUAGGAUGUAUCCAGAGUUUUGAAAAGAUGGAUAUUGCCAAAUUUUAA
This is a messenger RNA of Kuraishia capsulata CBS 1993, 1428 nucleotides long. RefSeq lists its product as uncharacterized. Gene Ontology annotation, molecular function: 5'-3' DNA exonuclease activity; damaged DNA binding. Gene Ontology annotation, biological process: interstrand cross-link repair; double-strand break repair via nonhomologous end joining; protection from non-homologous end joining at telomere. The record is from RefSeq and is a predicted model, not a curated record. The transcript has a single exon. The coding region runs from base 1 to 1428 and encodes 475 amino acids. Lineage: Eukaryota; Fungi; Ascomycota; Pichiomycetes; Pichiales; Pichiaceae.